UUUGUUUCCAAAAAGGUCUGAAGGUCCAGGUUUGGAAAGAGAACUACUGCUUUCAGGACACGAUUACAAGUUGCCUGAAUGUUGAGAGCUCUAACUUUUUCGUGUAUGUUCUGCCAGCAGUAGGAGAGUGGAGGAGAAGCCCGAGAGCUGGAAAUGGCCACAGCUGGGAAUGACCGCUCUUUCCAUGUUUGUUCCCCCUACGCACAGCAGAAGUACAGCAACAUCUCCUGUUUCUGGGAAAAACAACCAUCAGGCUGCUUGAGGAUCAGUUGCGCCUUCCAUCACAGCAAACCUCGCAGCAUAAAUGGACUUUUUUUGCCGCCGAGUAACAAUGCCCCAUUGCAACAAGGUGUCCAAGAAGGGAUUCUGCACCCAGCCCAUGGUCAAGAGUCACUCAGAAAUCAAAAGAAUAUUUUACGACCAAUUCACCCUCCACUGACUAUACACCUCAACGAUGAAGACGACAAUGAGGACGAUGAUGAAGAGGAGGAGAACGGUGCUCCUGACUGGGUGCCUCAGACUGCUGCAGACCUUGAAGAGGAAAGAGCAAUAAAGGAAAUAUGCUAUCAAUCUGGAGAGUAUUACGGGAUUCAGUACCCUCAGGAACACCAAUCAACAAAAACUGUGUCUUCACCUCGGGAAAACGAGCUACUACCCUGGGAAGCUACCGAGCGAGACUUGCAGGCAGGCGACGGUGAUACAGUUCCUACAACAUUUAAGAAUGCAAAAGGAGAAGGAGAGAGCUCAGGAACGACAGUACCAGCAGAGACCAUUCCCGGAACAGAUCGUGGAUCCUUUGAAAACGGAGGAACCAAUCGCAUGGAGCGGGUAAAGAACUAUCCCGGUAAAGAAGCAAAGGAGAAGCAAUGGAUUUCCGAGGGAGAAAGCAAGUCCCAUAACACAGGAACAGGAAAAGGAAUUCACACUCCAGACCCCAAAGCAAAACCACGUCGCCAACAAAGGGGUCAAAGUAAGGACGAUGAAGCUGCUUCUGCUAUUCCUCCAGUGAGAGAAACUGGAAGAGACACUUAUUUCAGUUCUUCAGAACCUCGAAGAUCAGCAUAUGUAGUCUACCGUACUGCCACCGUCACCCAAGAACCAAAGUGCAAUGGACCGACAGCAGUACCUGAGCCGUAUGCUGGGAAACGCUCCAAACAAAAGAAUCAGCUUGACGCAAAUAGAAGAUUUUGGACCCAAACCGAAAGCUAUGAGCCAAGAAGACAGGGAAGUGAACAGGAAAGGAGAGCGAUACAUAGACAGGAGAAAGAGAUGAAGCCAGUUCUUCGACUUACAAGAGCAAUCGAAAUUGAAAUGCGGAAAUUAUCAGCUGGAAAAUCCAAAGAGGACACAAUUGCAAAUUCCAAAAAUAAGAUGCAGGAAGUACACGACAAUGUUUCAAAACUGAUUGAAAACACAAAAUAUACGUUCUGUGUGAUCACAGAUCCACUAAGUUUAAUUUGUUAUGAAAAUUUGACUGUUGAAAUGACUUUACAAUCUACGGCUCUAUAUGUCAAGAUUGAUUGUAAAAGAUGCCCAUAG
Molecule: messenger RNA, 1539 nt
Organism: Grus americana (Whooping crane)
Lineage: Eukaryota; Metazoa; Chordata; Aves; Gruiformes; Gruidae
Exons: 10
Coding region: 154-1539 (461 amino acids)
Source: RefSeq, a predicted model, not a curated record